AUGUGCAUCCUCCAGAACCUGACAGCAUCCGUUUACACGACAGUAUUGAACCUUUUUCUGGCCUUGCUACUGAGUUCAUUUAGUUCAGAUAGCCUUUCUCCUACAGAGGAUGAUAAUGAAAUGAACAACUUACAGAUUGCUGUUGCAAGAAUCCAAAAGGGAAUAGAUUAUGUGAAGAAACAAGCAGGUGAAUGUGUCCAAAAGUCUUUCUGGGGGAAACAAGCUGUUGUAAAUCAAAGAGCAACAACAGAUCACUUGAAUGCUGAGACAGACCGUUGCAUUUCCAACCGUACCAUCACUGAAAUAAGGAUAGAUACAAAUUAUCACAAAAAUGAGAAUGGAAUGGCCACUGUUAUAGGUGGCAGUGAUUAUACAUCGUUCAUAAACAACCCAAGUGUUACUGUUACAGUACCAAUAGCUGUUGGAGAAUCUGAUUUUGAGCAUCUAAAUACAGAAGAGUUCAGCAGUGACUCAGAUUUGGAGGAAAGCAAGGAGAAGCUAGAUUUUUCCAGCUCAUCUGAAGGAAGUACAAUUAAUUUAGCUCUCUCUAGAGAAGAAAAAGCUGAAACUGAACCAGAAAAAGCAUCGGAGCUACAAGCGUGCUUUACAGAAGGCUGUACGAGGAACUUCAAAUGUUGUAAAGGCAGUAUGGAAAGUGCAAAAGGAAGAAUCUGGUGGAACCUUCGUAAAACCUGCUACAACAUAGUAGAACACAACUGGUUUGAAACGUUCAUUGUCUUCAUGAUUCUUCUCAGUAGCGGUGCUCUGGCUUUUGAAGAUAUAUAUAUUGAACAGCGCAAGACUAUAAAAGUCAUACUGGAAUAUGCUGAUAAAAUCUUCACUUACAUCUUUAUUCUGGAAAUGGUGCUAAAAUGGGUGGCCUAUGGUUUUCAAACUUAUUUCACUAAUGCUUGGUGCUGGCUGGACUUCCUGAUUGUUGAUGUCUCCUUGGUUAGCUUAGUAGCUCAUGCCCUUGGUUUCUCAGAACUCAGUGCAAUUAAAUCCCUCCGAACAUUAAGAGCUUUGAGACCCCUAAGAGCUUUGUCACGCUUUGAAGGCAUGAGGGUGGUUGUGAAUGCUCUUACUGGAGCAAUUCCAUCCAUUAUGAAUGUUCUUCUGGUCUGUCUUACAUUCUGGCUAAUUUUCAGCAUCAUGGGAGUAAAUUUGUUUGCUGGCAAGUUCUAUCACUGUGUUAACACCACAACUGGUGAGAUUUUCAAGCCAGAGAAAGUCAGUAAUGCAACUGUGUGUAAAAAUCUUACGAUGACUGCUGAUGACGUUCGGUGGCAAAAUGUAAAAGUAAACUUUGAUAAUGUUGGAGCUGGUUAUCUUUCUCUGCUUCAAGUAGCAACGUUUAAAGGAUGGACAGAGAUCAUGUAUGCCGCAGUUGAUUCUACAGAAACAGAGAAACAGCCCAAGUAUGAGGACAACCUGUACAUGUAUUUUUACUUUGUUGCCUUUAUCAUCUUUGGAUCAUUUUUCACUCUAAACUUAUUCAUUGGUGUCAUCAUAGAUAACUUCAAUCAACAAAAAAAGAAGCUUGGAGGUCAAGACAUUUUCUUGACAGAAGAACAAAAGAAAUACUACAAUGCAAUGAAGAAGCUGGGAUCCAAGAAACCACAAAAACCUAUACCUAGACCAGCG
Merops nubicus (carmine bee-eater) is the source of this 1644-nucleotide messenger RNA. Its product is annotated as sodium channel protein type 2 subunit alpha-like. Gene Ontology annotation, biological process: membrane depolarization during action potential; neuronal action potential; sodium ion transmembrane transport. Gene Ontology annotation, molecular function: voltage-gated sodium channel activity. The record is from RefSeq and is a predicted model, not a curated record. Lineage: Eukaryota; Metazoa; Chordata; Aves; Coraciiformes; Meropidae. Gene Ontology annotation, cellular component: axon; plasma membrane; voltage-gated sodium channel complex. The transcript is spliced from 10 exons. The annotation marks the transcript as partial.